Messenger RNA from Coffea eugenioides, 3233 nucleotides. RefSeq names its product protein LONGIFOLIA 1. The transcript is spliced from 4 exons. The coding region runs from base 344 to 2791 and encodes 815 amino acids. Lineage: Eukaryota; Viridiplantae; Streptophyta; Magnoliopsida; Gentianales; Rubiaceae. Gene Ontology annotation, biological process: regulation of monopolar cell growth. The record is from RefSeq and is a predicted model, not a curated record.
GCAACCCAACCAACGCCCUCCCUCGCUCUCUCUCUCCUCUCCGCACUUACUCUUUCCACCCUUUAAAAGAGCAGAAAGCGGGAGUCGCAAAUAAAAGCAAGCCCUCUCUAUACCAGACACCAGAGUCCAGAGAGGGAGAAGAGAGAAACCUUAUGGAGUGAAAGAGAUGUCAGGGACGGGUGCUAUUGGAGCCACCCCAGAGAAAUGUUAAAGCGUCUCAAGUCAAUUAGUAGCAUAGCCGUUAGAGAGUGUACGCUUGGGUGGUUUAGCUGACAGACUUGAGACUUGAGAGGGGAUUGUAAUCGUUAAAAGGGGAAAGAAAGGACAAAAAAUCGAAUCCACGAUGAUGGCGGGGAUGGUGCAAGACCAGAAUCUGGAGAAGCAGUUUGAGAAACAGAUUGGUUGUAUGGCUGGUUUUUUCCAACUCUUCGAUCGCCAUCAGCUAAUCACUGGCAAAAAAGCCUAUUCCACCAAGCGCCUCCCUCCUUCCAAGGUUAUUGAUCAGGGGUCGGAAAAUUCCGCCGCAUCAUCACCGGCUAUCUCGAGAGAAUUAUCAAAACCACAAGCUUUAAAGCAUCCGGCCACGCCAAAACCAGAGCAAAGCCACAUAGCUUCGGUGCCGGAACUCCGAUCACCGGAGCUUCUACCGCCUAAAUCACCUCUUCCUCUUCCCAUAUUUGAAUUGAAGGAAGGGACGAGGUCAUCCUGGAAGUUCUGCAAAGAGGCUCCCAGGCUCUCGCUCGACAGCAGAGCCACCGUAGACGCCAAGGGAAGCCUUCAUCCGAGAGAGAUCCGAACCAGCUCUGCCAUCUCAAGUGCCAAUGCCGCCGGCGAUGGCGAUGACAAACAACGACGAUCCCCCAGCGUCAUUGCGAGGCUCAUGGGACUGGAACGACUGCCGGAUUCCAACCCGGACCCGGAGCCUGCCAAAAAGGUCGAGCUAAGGAGAUCGGCAUCGGAGUCGAGGGUUUCCCGGGAUCUAUUUCAGUAUCGGUGUAUUGAUGGUAACAGCAACAACUACUUCUUCCAAGUAAAGCAGCCUAAUCAACAGCAGCAUUCGGUUUCACAGAAUGCGAAUGCGGCGGCAAUCGGAAAUAAAUGUCCAUAUUCUAAGGCUGCAAGGCCAGUGGAUCACCACAUAAACUGGUAUUCAACAUUCCCAAGUAAUAACGCGAAUGCCAUGUCCCAACAGCCCAAGGCAUUGAACAGAGGAGGGAUGGUUCCAUCACCGUGGAAAGCACCGCCACACCGUAGAAGCUUUUUCGACACUGCUGAUGUGUUUCCCGAGCCAAAGCAGGCGGCCACGGUUUCUGUGUGCGGAGACAUUGAAAGGAAGCUGAAAAUGAGAGGAAUUGAUGAGCCUUCCAAGGAUCUAGAAACGCUCAAACAAAUCCUCGAGGCUCUGCAACUCAAAGGCCUUCUCCAUUCCAACAGGCCUUUCGAGCAACGGAACUUGGUGUACGAUCGGAGUUUCCCGUCCGAAGGUUCUCCGAUAGCGGUAAUGAGACCGGCGAGUCCGAGAAUGGGGAAUGAUUCGCCAGCAUCAAGGUACGGAGUUCGCCGGAAUUCAAACAUGACUUCUUCCGGAGAAUAUUCACCGACGGUGAGUCCACGUCGAGAAGGGUCGAGUGACCGGAAUCGGAGCACAAGGAGUCCGACCAGAGUCAGGAGUGAGAGUAAUGCGAGGCGGCCGAAUAACUCAAUGGUGAAACCGAAGCCAUUGAACGUCGAAACUCAAAGGCGAGCAGCAGUGGCAAAUGAGUCAACGGAGAAGCGGAGAGUCUGCGGAGUGGAGGCACCCAAGGUCAGUUCGAGGAGAAACGGAUGCUCGCCGGAUCAUCAGGCGGUGGUGAUGAAUCGAUUACCAAGAAAUAGGAGAUCAACGGGUGAGAUGUAUCAUAAGGAGAAGAUAACCACGGUGGUUACAGAGGAUGAGUCAUGUUCCAUAUCCGAAAGUACAUUCAGCACAUCCUCUCAAACUGAUACGGAGCAGAGAUGGAAGGUGGAGGAGUACAGAGGAGGGAAGAGUCUGCUGGAGAGGUGUGAUAAGCUGCUUCACAGCAUAGCGGAGAUGAAUGCAGGCGACAUGCAACCGAGUCCGGUAUCGGUUCUGGACUCGUCGUCAUUAUUAUUCUACAAGGACGAGUCGUCGUCGUCAUCACCCUCGCCUGUCAUGAAGCGGAGCAUUGAUUUCAAAGAAGAUCAAUCAAGUGAAGUGGACGAAGAGACGUGGGGUUCUGUAUUAUUUCCUGUUGAAUCAAAACUGGAAGCUGCCCCUGAAGACUAUGAUUUUGUUUACAUCUCUCAAGUUCUCGUGGCCUCUCAUUGCCUCCCCGAGGAUUCUGAUAUCUUUCUACUUCUGGAGGAGCAGCAGUAUCUCGAGGGAAAGGACAUCUCUAAGGUUUCCAGGCUGCGGAGGAGACUGAUAUUUGACGUCAUUGCAGAAAUUCUGGAACGAAACGGGCACUUACCCCCCUGGAAGGCCUUUUCCUGGUCAGAUUCUCAAACGGUAAAAUCAUCGGUGAGAAAGAUUUGGUCCGAGUUUCGGAGAAUUCGGGAGCGUGACACUGCAGAGGACUUGUUUGACAUCAUUCGGGGAGCUCUUAAAAAGGAUUUGGCCGGAGACGCAAUCAAUGGCUGGGGAGAAUGUCCCGUGGAGUUGUCGGAGGCAGUGUUGGACAUCGAACGACUCAUAUUUAAGGAUUUAAUAGGCGAAACAAUCCGAGAUCUCGCAGCAUUUGGCUGUAAAACCACGGGCUCAGUUACGCCUCGUAGGAAGUUAGUUUUCUGAUAAGGUGGCUGAACCACAACCCCCCCCCCCCCCGCCUUUUUUCUCUUUCCUGUUUUCGCUCGCUUUCUUUUAUCUUUGCUUUUUUUAAAAAAAAUAAAAAUAAAAAUGGUUUGGCCACGAUCUGUAUCGGUGUUGUCUCUUCUGUCUUCGGUUUCCAGGAGUCUUGGAGUGUUAAAAAGAAAGAAAGGAAAAGAAAACGAGGGAGCUAAUUUUUAACGGUUACUUUUGCUAGCCCCCCUAAAGUAAAGGGACUAAAGAAAAAGAAUAAUAAAAAAAAAAGUGUGAAAGGAGAAGUGUGAUUUCGCUUUUUCACUUGGCUUUCCCUGCAGAUGCGCAUGUGCUAGGUGACAGGCAAGAAUAAUGAAGGGCUGCACGUGAUUAGACUAGUACCAUAAUACAAUUCCAUCCACGACCGGUCGAGUCGUGUUUGGAAAAUGCAAAA